Messenger RNA from Saprolegnia parasitica CBS 223.65, 1175 nucleotides. RefSeq lists its product as hypothetical. Lineage: Eukaryota; Oomycota; Saprolegniomycetes; Saprolegniales; Saprolegniaceae. The record is from RefSeq and is a predicted model, not a curated record. The transcript is spliced from 2 exons. Bases 15 to 1175 code for a protein of 386 amino acids.
CAGAUUUCGAGACGAUGGACACACUUGCCUGCUUCGAGGAUGAGAUCGUGCAAACUCUGCCUGUCAAGAGCCUCGAGAUCGACUGCGCUUCAUCGGCGUCAACGGAUGGAACGUCGGGCCCGUCCACGCCGGUGUCCGUGCCCGACACGGCUGUCUGCGACGUGUGCAUGGACGACGUCGACUGCACGAACCUCGUCGCCCGUCUCUGUCGCGACGACUGCCCAGCGCGCCUGUGUCCCACGUGCAUUGCGGGCUUCUUGGACGUCCGAGCGCGCGACGCGAUCUUUGGCGUUUUGACCAAGCUGCCGUGUCCCGUGUGUGUCACGCCCAUGAACACCGUCCGCUUCCAGCUGCAACUUGACCCGCUCUUCGUCGAUGCGAGUCCUUCUGCGCCGGACGAGACACUGAUCGAAUCCGAAGUUGAGGCCCGCGAAUCCGGAAGCGACGCAGCCGCCAGCUGGAUCGCCGCGAAGCAAGCAGCGAAGGCGAGCAUCUUGGAGAGCCUUGCCAUGUACGACCGAAAGCUCGCAGGUGCUUGCACGAUGAAAUGUCCGUCGUGCCACUCGGAUCACAGCCAGUUGCCGGCGUCGUCAUCGGAUCCGUUGGAGCUGCCAGCAGCGCUCGAGUUGCACCUCCCGGCGCUCCUCGACGUCCAUCGUCGUUUCUGCCAGCACGAAGCCUCGGUCACGGAACUUGUCGCGUUUGUGGACGCCACCUUUAGCGGCGAGGAUACCACCGACGUCAAGCAGAAGCUGUUGCAGAGCACGGCGGACAAGGAGCGUCAGGGUGCGCUCUUCCUUCGCCUCGUGCAGCAAAAUCCGUUCAUUCAGACGCUCUGCUGCUCGGUCGACGUGUGCUUUGCGUGCCAAACUGCGGGCCACCACCACGGCAGCGAGUGCGUCGCGGGCGCCCUUGGCCGCGUUCACGACAUUGUCGCGUGUCCGAGCUGCGCGCUUCCGCUUGUCAAGGGCGACGGGUGCGACUCUGUCAACUGCUUUUGCGGCGCAGCGUUCAACUGGCCCAAGGCCGUGCUGGAUGCCAAGAUGCGCCAACUCACGACGCGCCACAAAGCUUCGAUUUCAGCGCUCGUGGUGGCCGUCCGUCGGUACCAGAUGCGAGCGCGUUUCCGCAAGCACUGCGGGAAAGCCGGGUGGCCUGGAUCGACGCGGCGCUGA